UCGGCGCCGCGGCCAGGACAAAAAUUUCCCGCGGUACACGUCAUAAUUCCACCGUGCCGUGCGAACCUCGCCGAUGGAAGCUCGAAUGGCAGCCCGAGGUUGACCGAGAGAGACGCCACGAUCGACGGGACAAUCCGGAGUCGACCAUCGGGAUCGUUGGACGGGAGAGAAGAAGGAGAGAAGACAGCGAGGGACGAGGGCCAGGGAGAAGAUAAAAGAACGGCGACCAUGAGGUGGCAGCCACGACGAGUGGACUGAAAGUUGAUAGUCGAUUCGACCCCGCUGUGGUUCGUGGAAGCAGCGGGUUCUCGGUUCGAUCGAGGCGCGGUGGUUCGCGAGAUCGCGCGACAAAUGUGCACGGGGGUGGACAGUGUGACAUAGUGCGGCGAAGUAGGCGACGAAGAGCUCGGAGAGGGAGGAAAAGGCCAGUGAGCGAGGAACGCGGGAAGAGGAGGAGGUGGGACAGGAUGCGGGGGCACAGGAAGAGGGCGCAGAGCCCCGACGAUUUCUCUUCUUCUUCAUAGGGGAUCGUUUCGCCUCAUCGACGUCGAACGUGACGACGGGCAGCGAGCACGCCGAGGACGACGACGACGAAGACGACGACGUCAACUAGGUGCAUCCCUGAAACGAGCACUGCCGUUUGUUCUCCGAGAUGGCGGAGGAAAAGGAGAAGCAGACGUUCCUGCAGAAACUGCUGUUCUACACGACCGCGUUCUUCAUCCUCCUCAGCACCUUCAGCUUCUUUGCCUUCCUCUUCUUGGUCCCCUUCGUCAUCGACCCCGCCUUCACCACCAUCUUCAUGCAGUUCGACACUCGGCCAGCCGAGUGUGUCACCAUCAACGUUGAGUCCAGGAAAGGUACGAGCAACUGCUCAUGGACAUCCUGUAGAGAGGGUUGCACCAAGGAGCUGUACGAUUGCAAGCAAAUACGCGUCAACUACAAGCUACCUACUAAUACGUCCGAGGAUAGCGAUGGACAGGGUGAGGGAGGCGGAGCGGUAGGAGGUGUCGAGGAUGACGAAAACGGCACGACGAUGGGAUUACCGCGUUACGAGCGCUCCCUAAGGGAGUACGACUACGUCGAGGACCUUGACGAGGAUGUCGCCGAGGACGACGAAGCAGGACUGCCGAAACCCUUUCCUACAGGGCUCAUGGGCAACGACUCCGAGUGGUACUUCACCGGGGCCAAGCUGUUCCCCAACGUAAAAGGCUGUGGAUACCCUCCAAUGCUGAAUUGCAGUAUUUUCUACCGGCAGUACGCCAGCAUAGGGCAGAACUUUAGCUGUUACUACUCGAAAGUGGACCCCGGGAUAGUCAUCAGCGACCUCGACAUGUGGCAGGUGUACAUAAAUCUGGUGUACGCGAUGGCGAUUCCGAUACCGUCUUUCAUAAUCUCGGUGAUAUACCUCACCAUCGCCUACUUCAAGAUCUACAACGAAGACGAGGAGGUCCUCGUGGGCGGCGAGGAUGGCGAGGACGGCGGAGAGGGUGAAGGAAGUAACGCGACACCCCUGCCACUGACGAGCGGCGCCCUUACGCCCGGCAGCGAGGCAUUCAGGGAAGACCUGGCAAGCUUCGGGCAUCAGCUGAAAGUCGCCAUGGCCGACGACAUCAGCAGGGAAAGCCUGGAUGGGAUACCCAACUCGUACUCCAUUCAGGGAAACUUGAGCAAGACGAUGACGACGAGUAUCUUAACUCCGCCUGGGCCGACGGCAGCAGUCUGAAGCGGCACUUUCAAGGUCUGAACAACAUCUCCUGGAAACCGCACUAAGCGGGAACCCAAGAAUGGGAACUAGAAGAGGAGAGGAAGAAAGAGAGAGAGAGAGAGAAAGAGAAAGAGUUUGUUGUACGUAGCUUGUUCGAGUUACCGACCGCGAAUAUAGCCAAUAUUCUCUCACCCGCUACCAAAGAUGAAGGAACGAGGAUUAAAAUAAUCGAAAAGCGCAAUGGCGACGUAGCUUCUCUGGGUAUCUGCACGGAGCGAACCAGUGGUGCACGAUGCUCGACGUAAGAGUUUCGGAAGGA
Eufriesea mexicana is the source of this 2024-nucleotide messenger RNA. RefSeq names its product temperature-induced paralytic E. Gene Ontology annotation, molecular function: sodium channel regulator activity. The record is from RefSeq and is a predicted model, not a curated record. Lineage: Eukaryota; Metazoa; Arthropoda; Insecta; Hymenoptera; Apidae. Gene Ontology annotation, biological process: regulation of sodium ion transport. The transcript has 6 exons. The coding region runs from base 653 to 1723 and encodes 356 amino acids. Gene Ontology annotation, cellular component: plasma membrane.